UUACUUGUCGGUUCUCGGGACUGACAACAAGUCAUAUUGGAGUCCAAAAAGGAAGCUAAAAUUUCAUAGGACGGACCUUUGCGGCCGCAGUACGCUUGUACUGUACGACUUGGAACCGACCACUGACCAUGAGUUCGGACAUGAUUUCACCCUCUGAGGUGCCGAUUCCCAAUGUGGAAGACGAGGCGUUUGAGCCACCAACGUAUGAUGAAGCUUUCCCGGCCCUGGCCGGGGACUCCGUGAAAGAACCACCUCGCAUGGAACAUGGCCCAUGGAAUACUAAAUUUGCUGUCCCUUCAACCAAGUGCACACAGGUUUUCACUGUUCCCUUGGAAGAGAGGCGGUUCAAAGAAGUAGAUGACCAUGCAUUUGGAGAGGAAGGCGAUCAAGCUAAAAUCUGCAAAGAUAUCAUGCAAAAGACAGGAGUGUCCAUCGAAAUGAGCUUGGCCCGUGAUCAAAGUCUGACGGUUGUGAUUCAUGGAAAGAGUGACGCAGUUAUGAAGGCUAAGCGCAUGCUUGUCAACCAAUUACAGACACAGGCCAACAUGACAAUCCGUAUUCCACGAGAACAUCAUAGAUUUAUUCUGGGAAAGAGUGGAAAAAAACUACAGGACCUUGAAAUGAUGACAUCAACGAAAAUUACAAUACCAAGAGCAGAAGAAAACAGCGAAACAAUACGUAUUAUGGGAACGAAAGAAGGCAUCGACAAAAGCACGAUGGAACUUCAGUGCAUUUCAGAUGAACAGGCUAAGCUGGCAUUUGAGCGCAUCCCGGUGCCAAAAGUUUUACACCCAUUCGUGUGUGGACCUAACAACAGUAUCAUUAAGCAACUUAUGGAAGAGACAGGUGCGAAGAUCAACGUUCCUCCUCCAAGUGUGAUGAAGGAUGAGAUUGUUGUGUCUGGGGAAAAAGAAGGCGUAAUGAGUUGUAAAGAUACUAUCAUGAAAAUCAGUGAGGAAAAGAAAAAGAAAUGCCAGACAGUUUCUGUAGAGGUUCGUAAAUCUCAGCACAAGUACGUCAUUGGACCUCGGGGGACCAAUAUCCAGGAAAUACUUGGUGCCACGGGCGUUUCGGUAGAAGUGCCUCCGCUGGACAGUAACUCGGAGACAAUCACACUGCGUGGGGAGCAGGACAAGCUGGGACCUGCACUCACACUGGUCUACUCCAAGGCCAACAGUGUUAUUUUCACAGAGGUGGCAGCUCCUGCCUGGCUCCACCGCUUCAUUAUUGGUAAAAAGGGUGCCAAUGUGCGCAAGAUCAUGGCUGAUUUCACCAAGGUACACACAGAGUUUAAGGAGGAUCAGGACAAGAUUUUGGUGGAAGGUCCGCCUGAAGAAGUGGAGGCAGCGGUCAAGGCACUGGAGGCUGUUGUCAAGGAUGUGCAAAGUCGAAUGGAUUUUGCAGAGAUUGAAAUUGAUAUGAAAUUCCACAAACAUAUCAUAGGAAAAAGUGGGGCCAUGGUGAUGAUGCGAAUUAAGAAUGAAACUGGCGUGGCCAUCCGUAUCCCUGCUGAUGGCGAAAACAGUAACAUCAUCCGUAUUGAGGGUAAUCCUGAGGGAGUACAGAAAGCUAAACAAGAACUGCAGGAGAUGGCCACUAGAAUGGAAAAUGAGAAAUCUCGUGACAUCAUCAUCGACCAGCGUUUUCAUCGCACCAUCAUCGGAGCCAAAGGAGAGAAAAUUAAGGAAAUUCGAGACAAAUUUAAUCAAGUCCAGAUCACAUUCCCAGACCCUGGCAAGAAAAGUGGUGUCACCUUAAGAGGAAUGAAAACAGAGGUGGACAAGUGUUACAAAUACCUUACCCAGUUAAACAGGAGCUGGUGAAUUGCCAACAACUACCAGGCCUCAGUCCAAAUAUUCAAGCAGUUCCAUAAAAACAUCAUUGGUAAAGGGGGAGCCAAUAUUAAGAAGAUACGGGAUGAAACUGAAACUAGAAUAGAUCUGCCAAAUGAGAACAGUGAUUCUGAUCUGAUUCUUGUAACGGGCAAGAAGGCCAAUGUGGAGAAAGCCAAGGCUAGGAUAGAGGCUAUCCAAGUGGAAUUGGGAAAUAUUAAGGAGAUCAGUGUAGAGAUUCCACACAAGCUACAUAACUCCCUGAUUGGUGCUAAGGGGCGCCUCAUUCGUGCUAUCAUGGAGGAGUGUGGGGGUGUGAAUGUGCGCUUCCCACCGGAGGGCUCCAAAAGCGACAAAGUGACAAUCCGGGGGCCAAAGGAUGAUGUGGAGAAUGCCAGGAAACAGCUCAUGGACCUGGCCAGUGAGAAGCAAUUGUCAGGAUUUACACAAGAAGUCAAGGCCAAACCUGAAUACCACAAAUUUCUGAUUGGAAGAGGAGGAGCCAAUAUCAGAAAAGUACGUGAGAAGACCGGUGCCAGAGUUAUCUUUCCCUCCGACGGUGAUGCUGACCAGGAAACCAUUACGAUCAUUGGCAAGAAAGAAUCUGUGGAAGAGGCUAAGAUUGAAAUUGAGUCUCUAAUCAAAGACUUGGAUAAGAUAGUAGAGGCCACUAUCAGCGUAGAUCCCAAAUAUCACCGUCACUUUGUGGCACGGCGUGGUGAAGUUUUGAGGAAUAUUGGUGAUGAUUACGGUGGUGUGACAGUGUCAUUCCCCCGCAGCGGAGUUAAGAGUGACCAGGUGAAGCUGAAGGGAUCGAAGGACUGUGUGGAGGGGGCCAAGAAACGCAUCCUCGAGAUUGUUGAUGAUCUGGAAUCCCAGGUUACCAUUGAAUGUGUAAUCCCACAAAAGUUCCACAGGACUGUGAUGGGGGCCAAGGGGGUCAAAGUUCAAGAGGUCACCAAAGUUCAUGAUGUGGGCAUUAAGUUCCCAGACAGGCCUUCUAGCAAUAAUGCAGAGAAAACUGCAGAGAAUGGGGACGAAGUUGUGGUGAAUGGUGAGGCAGAGACUGCAGCAGAUGGGGACAAACCAAACAAGGCAGACAUCAUUAUCAUCACAGGCAAACCAGAGAACUGUGAGGCUGCUAAAGCAGCAUUGUUGGAUCUGGUGCCCAUCACUCAGGAAGUGACUGUACCCAAUGAAUUCCAUCGCUUCAUCAUCGGGACAAAGGGCCGGGACAUUCGGCGUAUGAUGGAGGAGUAUGAUGUGAGCAUCUCUAUCCCUCCCCUGGACUUGGAUAGUGAUGUAAUCACAGUGCAGGGGGCACCUGCCAAUGUGGCACGGGCCAAGGUCGGGCUGGAGGAGAAGGUGGAGCAGCUGGAACUAGAGAAAGAAGAAAAGGUUUUGAGGAGUUUCCAACUGACAGUAGAAGUGGAUCCUGUUCAUCAUCCAAAGAUCAUUGGUCGAAAGGGAGCAGUGAUCAGUAAGAUCCGCACAGAUCACGAUGUCAACAUCCAGUUCCCAGAUAAGUCCUCGCCCAGUCAGAACAUAAUAACCAUCACAGGCUUUGAGAAGAAUACAGAAUCUGCCAGAGAUGAAAUUCUCAAGAUUGUCCAAGAACUGGAGGACAUGACCGAGAUAGAAGUACGUAUUGACAGCCGUGUGCAUUCCCGCAUCAUAGGCACUCGGGGAAGGGCAGUCAGAAAACUGAUGGAGGACUACAAGGUGGACAUCCGCUUCCCACGGGCCAACCAGGAUGAUCCAGAUAUCGUGACCAUCAUGGGAGAGGAAGACAAUGUCUACGACUGUAAAGAUCACCUUCUGAAUCUGGAGGAAGAAUAUCUCCAGGAUGUGACAGACCAGGAGUACCUGCAACAACUGCAGAGGCCGCCUAGCAAGCGCGAGUCUGGCGAAACUGACGCAGGCAAUGUUCAGAGAGGAUUUGUUGUGAAGGGAGCACCUUGGGAUCGCGCUCCUGACACAUCAAGCACAGAAGAGUUUCCGUCUUUUGGAGCAGCAGUCGCACCCAGACCUACCCAGGCAUGGGGACCAUUCAAUCGGCGUAAAUAAGAGGCACUUCACUCUAUUCUAGGCAGUACUGAUAUACAUGGGUCAUUAGAUGAUUAGUCAUAGCUUAUUUCUUGUACCCAGGGUUAUUUUGACAGAUUCAGGCACAAUUGUCUGUCGUCACUGCCUGUCUAGUUUUGAAUGCUGGCACAACGUUGCGUUUUAGUAGAUUUCGUUCAUGCUGAUUUGGUUGUAACUUUACGUAAAUGUAUGCUGUUCUAGUUUUCAGUGUUUACAAUUACUUAAUUGCAAUAUGAAAGAAAAAGAUUGAGUGCUGAUACUGCCUGAGGCUGUUUGUUAUUGUUCACAUUUGUCCUUAUAAUUUGUCCAUUUUAAAUUUUGUGAAUGAAAAGCUUUCUGGCCUCUACAAAGUUGUUUGAAGGCAACAGUGUAAAUAUUGGGCAUUUUGUUGGUGGUGUUUGUACAAAACCUGCAAGGACUUCUGAUAAUACAUCUCACCACGACCUUCUUUCUCACGACACUGGAUUCACACAGCUAAUAACAAGGUAUCCAGUUUCAAGUUCAUUAUGUUGUAUUGAUGUUAUAUUGAUAACCUGACAUCGAUUGGGCUUCUUGAAGUGGACCUUGUCAUUGGUUUAGUCUGGAAUUGUGUUCAUAUCACUAGUCAACCUAGCCAUAUGACUUCGCACAGGGCAAAGGUCAUCGGGCAUGUCUGAUAAUGUCAGGUUUCGACCAUUGUGUGUGGUUAAAAGUUCAGUAUUUCACAGCUGUGAAUGUGAUUUAUCAAUUACUUUAGCAUAAGUGACUGGUUAAUAUUAGGUCGUUGUUGUGUUCAAGGAUUUAUGGUUUUGUCAUGUCAGUUCUAACAUCUUGAUAUGUUAAUAAUUUUGUGGAAAAAAUGACAAACACAAAUAGCUGUGAAGUGAACCUGAUUUGUACAGUUCAUUAAAACCAUGUUAUAUUUAUAACUGUUUUGACAGAUGUGUGCUAGUGUUGAAAGGGCUGACGUCAACGAAAUAAAUGUUUUAUAAUAUCACAUAAGUAAAUACUAGUGGAAUUACGCUGCUGUUUUCUACACCUGUUGUCAGACUGAGGAACUGGUCAAAUUCGAGAGCUAAUACUGUACAGCAAUGUGACACUAAACACUCCACAGCACUGAGCGGGGCAUUCCACAUGAUGUGGACAAAGGCAGGUUAAAAAAUGCGUUUCUGUUUAGGGUGUUGAAAUUGUUGACAAAUUGCAUUGAAUGAACAUUCGAGGCGUAAAAUGAAAUUUAUGCAAGCGCGUACAAGGUGCAUGAAUCAUAGAUGAUCAUUUUGUUCUCUGGCUCAUUUAUUUGAUGGUUCAUUCCUAUACAUCCCUAAAUUUGUCAGAAAACAUCUAAAAAAAAAGUCACCAAAAAAAUCAUGAUUUUUAUUUUGCCAUCUUUUUUGUGUGUGUGGGCGUUUGUGACAUUGUCACUAAAGUAACCAUGGGUUCCGUGUAGGUUGGCAUUUUUGACAGUGCACCACAAAUGUUUUGUUCUUGAUAUUUUCAUGCAAUUGGGUGAUGGUGACCUGAUGUUCCUGUAUUAUAUACUUAUAUAACUCUAUAGAAAUAUAUCUAUAUACACAUAUGUAUGGAUGCAUCAUCAGCCAUUAUCUCGCAGCCAACCAAAGCAGGCCUGAGAAAUAUACACUGAUGUUGCUGUAUUUGUUGAAAAAUUAUAAUUUUUUGAGGAGACAGUAACUACAUGAACUUUGGCGUUAAGUAUUGUAAUCUGAUGUAUUCAGACUACGAGGAGAAUAAAGUGAUGAAAUAUAACC
Messenger RNA from Liolophura sinensis, 5662 nucleotides. Its product is annotated as vigilin-like. NCBI's taxonomy places the organism in Eukaryota, Metazoa, Mollusca, Polyplacophora, Chitonida, Chitonidae. Gene Ontology annotation, molecular function: mRNA binding. The record is from RefSeq and is a predicted model, not a curated record.